GGAGUACUGAAGUUGAUCAGAUACAGUAGUUAGAGAGUGCAUUCGAGAAAUUGAUCAUGGUUUUUCGAUCCUUGACGCUGUUCUCCAGGUGCAGAGGACCCGAUGAACACUGGAGAAAGCGAAAAAUUUUCAAGAUUGCCGCUCACUUCAGAAAUCGUGGAAGAAACUGCUACAGUAUCACAAUCAGAAGGUUCCAGCGUGCCAUGCUGUUCUCUACCAGAGGAAGGCAGCUGAAGCGAAUGCAAUUGCACGAUUUAUGGGAGAAGAGGUUAGACGCAGCAUGUCACGAGCAAGGCAUAGACGUCAGGACGAUGAAAGAGGGUCUGGCUCGCAGUGAAAUAUAUGUGAACAGGAAGACCCUUGUGGAUUUAGCAAUCUGGGAGCCUCGUACCUUCAAAGCCCUGACUAAAAUUGCGUGGGCGAGGGCCAAACUCGACGGAUUAAACGUUGUCAAAAAUCUCGAUCUCCCCUCAGGAGUCGUCACUCGGGGAAUGCUUAAAUAAUCACUUCAUGUAGAGGAUAAGACUAUCAGUUAUUGAUAUAAAAGUUGAAUAAAGUGUUGAAAAAAAUGCAAAAAAUA
This is a messenger RNA of Diachasmimorpha longicaudata, 580 nucleotides long. It is a transcript of the gene mRpL20, whose product is annotated as large ribosomal subunit protein bL20m. Gene Ontology annotation, molecular function: structural constituent of ribosome; rRNA binding. NCBI's taxonomy places the organism in Eukaryota, Metazoa, Arthropoda, Insecta, Hymenoptera, Braconidae. Gene Ontology annotation, biological process: translation; ribosomal large subunit assembly. The transcript is spliced from 3 exons. Gene Ontology annotation, cellular component: mitochondrial ribosome. The coding region runs from base 57 to 503 and encodes 148 amino acids. The record is from RefSeq and is a predicted model, not a curated record.